Panicum virgatum (switchgrass) is the source of this 2453-nucleotide messenger RNA. RefSeq lists its product as uncharacterized. The transcript is spliced from 8 exons. The coding region runs from base 575 to 2107 and encodes 510 amino acids. The record is from RefSeq and is a predicted model, not a curated record. Gene Ontology annotation, molecular function: zinc ion binding. NCBI's taxonomy places the organism in Eukaryota, Viridiplantae, Streptophyta, Magnoliopsida, Poales, Poaceae.
CGUUUUGGGAAAAAUCAGGAGUGUGCUUUCCCUUUCCAAUGCAACUAGUAGGUGGUGAAUUCUGUGAAAGCUAGCCAGGGACGUCGCUGCUGCGGUUGGCUUUCCCUUUUGAUAGCCAGGGAUCGGAGGAGGGCAGCGGCAGCAGGCAGCAGACAGCAGCGGCACCUGCACUGCCCACCUCAGCCUGUCGCCUCCACUCGCUUCUCCACCACAGCGCAGCACCGGUCAAUUCACUCACUCGCCGCGCUCGCUCACCUAUUUAUGAUGGCUGCUUCUCCAUCGCCGCCCACUAGGACGAGUACCAAUCCAUCCAAAUCCUGUAUGUGAAAACAAAUGCCAACCAUUCUUCUUCCUUGCAUACCCGCGAGUAGUAGUAGUGUGCUACAAGCUGCAGGCAAAGCGAGAUACUAUAUAGGAAAGCAUCGUCGGAUCACAUCCUCAUCUAGUCAUCCAUCGUAUUCAUAUUCCGGCAUCCAUCGAUCCUUGGUCCGUUUUCUACCACUGUUGGCCAUCACUGCCCAACCAUCCCAGCCCAAGGUUGCUUGCUUUUGCUCCCUUGCAUAGCCGCCCGGCCAUGGAGAAGGAGAUCAAUAAUCCGCCGCCGCACACGGCCGAGCCCAAGGACACCACAACCGCCACUUCAUCACCAACAGCAGAGAACCCUGCAUCGUCGUCCGACGACCAGCGACCGCUGCGGCCGCAUCUCUCCAUCGACAUCCCGGCGUCAAGCCUGCCCGGCGACCCCCUCCCGACGCCGACGGAGGCCGCCGACAUCACCCUAACCCCGACGGGUUGCUCCUCCACCACCACUAGAAGGAGCGGCAUCCCCAUCACGCCCGUGUCUUCCUCCGGUAACAGCAGGAGCGGCAAGCCCCUGCGCUCGCCGUCCUUCAUGCUCAGGCAGACGGUCAGGAGCCUCCUGCCCGUGGGGAGCUUCAAGUCCUCCGUCAAGGGCUACGAGGUGUCCUUCUCCAAGCUCUUCAACUCCAAGGUCAUGGCCAGGACGUCCUCGCUUCCUCUCGACGACCAUCAAGCCGUCGUUGACAAAUCUUCAACAAGUUCUUGUACCGCCACCCAGGAACCUGUACUCCACAUGUGCCGAUCGCAGUCCCUCCCCAUGAACAUGAAGAAAUUCAACGCCAAGAGCUUCAAGAGGAUGGACUCGCUAGGCGGCAUGUACCGUGUAGUUCCAUCGACGCCGAGAGCUCCAGCUGCAAGCAAUGUCGUUCCUGACAUAGUCCCUUCUUCAGAGUCAGCAGCUUGGUUCGAUCGAUCAGGGGUCGCCGGCGAAGACGACGGCGAGGACAUUCCGGAGGAGGAAGCCGUGUGCCGGAUCUGCAUGGUCGAGCUGUCCGAAGGCAGUGACACCCUCAAGCUGGAAUGCUCCUGCAAGGGUGAGCUUGCUCUGGCACACAAGGACUGUGCCAUGAAGUGGUUCACCAUCAAGGGCACCAGGACCUGCGAGGUGUGCAAGCAGGAUGUGCAGAACCUCCCGGUGACUCUGCUACGUGUUCAGAGCCUGCAGCGCGAGCCGAAUCGCGUGGCCAAUGGAGGCAACAGAUCCAGAUACCAACGGUACAGGGUGUGGCAUGGGACACCUAUCCUCGUAAUCAUAAGCAUCCUGGCCUACUUCUGCUUCUUGGAACAGUUACUGGUGGCCCAUGACGGCAUUGCUGCGCUGGCAAUAUCCCUGCCCUUCUCAUGUAUCCUGGGGCUCUUCUCAUCAUUGACAACGACAAGCAUGGUGGCAAGAAGAUACGUUUGGAUCUACGCGGCAGUACAGUUCCUCUUCGUCGUGUUCUUCACCCAUCUGUUUUACAGAUAUCUCCAUCUGCAGGCCGUGAUAUCCAUCAUCCUUGCGACCUUCGCUGGGUUCGGCGUGGGGAUGACCGGGAACUCCAUCAUCGUUGAGAUACUGCGGUGGAGGGUGCGACGGAUGGCGCCUCCUGCUCCUGCCAUGCCCCGCCGUGAUCGCAGAGCACGCGCAGCUCAGCAGCAGGCUCCGGCGUCUGAUCAACCUUCCGGCCAGUCUUCAGUUGCCGGCGGCGGACAGCACGACACCGUUGCUGCUAGCGAUGUUGAGAACCCCGCCCUCCCUCAGGCAUAGAACAUGUAUAUUGUAUAACUGUAUAAGCAGUUCUUUUCUAGAUAGUAUAUACAGAGUAUAUGUGUAGCAGUUGUAGUUUACCUGCUGAGAGGUUGGGGGCCUUAUUUCACUGUAUAAAUGGUAGAACAGACCAAGUCUGAAUUUUGUUUUUUAAGGGAGAAGAGAUCACAAUCUCAAUCCAAGUUCCAUUUUUUUCUUCUUCUUUUUGUAGCAUGUAAUGUAAUAAGUAGCGUAGCAGCACUGAAAAGAAUCUGUGCUGAUGUCCUUCUCUAUCAGCAUGUACAGAUGCAUGCACACUACCUUGUGAAAGGAAUCAGUAUGCAGUACUGCAGUUUACGGUGUGUAA